This is a messenger RNA of Perognathus longimembris pacificus (Pacific pocket mouse), 1636 nucleotides long. It is a transcript of the gene Znf572, whose product is annotated as zinc finger protein 572. Gene Ontology annotation, molecular function: RNA polymerase II cis-regulatory region sequence-specific DNA binding; DNA-binding transcription factor activity. NCBI's taxonomy places the organism in Eukaryota, Metazoa, Chordata, Mammalia, Rodentia, Heteromyidae. Bases 84 to 1562 code for a protein of 492 amino acids. The transcript is spliced from 3 exons. Gene Ontology annotation, biological process: regulation of transcription by RNA polymerase II. The record is from RefSeq and is a predicted model, not a curated record.
AGGAAUGUUAAGGUUCCUGAUCCCCAGCCUGUCUGUGAUUGUUGAAAUGGAGCAAAGAAGAAAGCUGUUCGUCCCAGGUUCUAAUGGCUUCACCAAGAGAUCAAAAUAAGACUAGUUUAAGAACGUUUCUACGCAAUAAUCCUGAUACAGAUAAAGUCAAGGAGAGUGCUUCAAAAUGGCUCAAAAGGCAUGGUCCGCAGAAUUCUAAGCAUGAUGAUAAUGAAGAAGUGCCAUUGGUAAUGUUCCACAGAGAUCAGAUUUGGUGUCACAAUUCCUGUGAAAAUAAGGGUAAGUCAGAGGAAUGGGAUCCAGGACAUCACACCACGUCUUCUGUUCAGCCAAAUUUACCCCUGAGAGAUAAGCCCUACAAAUGUUUUGAGUGUUGGAAAAGUUUCAGUAAUAGUUCUCAUUUGCGUACUCACCGGAGGACCCAUUCAGGGGAAAAGCCUUAUAAAUGCUCUGAGUGUGGGAAAUGCUUUUCUAACAGUUCUCACCUAAUUCAGCACCUAAGAAUCCACACUGGAGAGAAGCCCUACCAGUGUGCGGAGUGUGGGAAAAGUUUCAGCCAUACUUCCCAUCUAAUUAUCCAUGAGAGAACUCAUACGGGAGAGAAACCCUAUAAAUGUCCUGACUGUGGGAAGAGUUUCAGUAGCAGCUCCCACCUCAUUCAGCAUCACAGAUCACAUACGGGUGAAAAGCCGUAUGAGUGUCCUGUUUGUGGGAAAGGCUUUAGCCACAGCUAUGUCCUCAUAGAACACCGAAGGACUCACACUGGAGAGAAACCCUACCGAUGCCCAGAUUGUGGAAAGAGUUUCACUCAGAGUUCCAGCCUGAUUCGUCACCAGCGGACACACACCGGUGAGAAGCCCUACAAAUGUCUUGAGUGUGGAAAAAACUUUGGCUGUAAUUCUACCCUAACAAAGCAUCAAAGAAUACAUACAGGAGAAAAACCGUAUCAGUGUCUAGAAUGUGGCAAGAAUUUUAGUCGAGGUUCCAACCUUCUAACACACCAGAAAACACACACAGGAGAAAAAUCUGAUGAGAAAUUUGAAUGUGAAGAAAGCUUGCUGCAGAGAUGCAAUGCGAUAGAAGCAUGCACAGUCCAGCCAGGAGAGAAACCAUAUAAAUGUUGUGAAUGUGGAAAGAGUUUUGGGCUUAGCUCCCAUCUCAUUAGACAUCAGAGAACACAUACUGGGGAAAAGCCCUAUCGGUGUUCUGAGUGCUGGAAAACGUUCAGUCAGAGCUCUACUCUAGUGAUCCACCAGAGGAUACACACGGGAGAGAAGCCUUAUAAAUGUCCUGAAUGUGGUGAGCGCUUCAGUCAAAGCUUUAACCUCAUCCGGCACCGGAGGACCCACGUCGGAGAAAAACCGUACAAAUGUGCCAGCUGUGGGAAGUGCUUCAGCAGAAGUGCUUACCUCAGCCAGCAUCAGAAAAGUCACAUUAAAAAGUCUUUUGAAGCUCCAGAUGUGAGAGGUUUUCCCCACGAAUGGGCUUGGAAAAGCUGCUCAGGGGAGAUGGCCCUUGUCCCUUCCUUCUCGCUCUUAAAUUCCUCUUCCUGAAUCCCAGAGCCUGCUGGGUUUUCUUUCCCCCUCAGGGGACCAUGGUGCCCUGGGGUUUCAAUGGGUAUGUUUCU